AGUAGAUCCAAAUCUAUCCAGGUUUUGAGUUGAUAUUACAAAGGUGCAAACAGUAAUUUUCUUUUCUUCAUUAUUUUAUUUUGUAUAUAUCAAAAUCAUAGCUGUUAUUCUUAAAUAUCGGGAGGGGGAGCGCCUGAGCUGAGCUCACACAGCUGUAAACCGUUCUGUUUUCUUAUUGGCGUGUGAUUGGCAACAACAGCAGCCCCCUGGUCUGCUGCUUAAUCAAAAGUGAAAGCUGCUUGAGUUGAAAUUGAAAUUAAAUUUGAGAAAUGGCGACGUUGACAGAAUGGCAGUUACCGUACAGAAUAUUAGGGGCAGAGGAAGAAGAAGAAAGCUCAUCAUCAACGACAUCGGAUCCAACGGACGCAGUGGCAUUCGUGGGGCUGUGUUUGGUGUUAGGAAUCGCUUGCAGGCAUCUGUUGCGUGGUACCAGAGUACCCUACACUGUCGCUUUGCUCAUCCUUGGCGUUGCCCUCGGUUCCAUAGAAUAUGGUACACAUCAUCAACUGGGGAAGAUUGGGGAAGGCAUUCGAAUUUGGGCAAAUAUUGAUCCUGACCUUCUAUUGGCUGUUUUUCUUCCCGCCCUUCUUUUUGAGAGUUCGUUUUCUAUGGAAGUGCACCAAAUAAAGAGGUGUAUGGUACAAAUGAUUAUACUGGCUGGUCCGGGUGUUCUAAUAUCAACUUUCUGUCUCGGAUCUGCUUUGAAGCUCACUUUCCCUUAUGGCUGGAGUUGGAAAACAUCAUUGUUGCUUGGGGGGCUUCUCAGCGCUACUGAUCCUGUGGCUGUUGUUGCACUAUUAAAAGAGCUUGGUGCAAGCAAAAAACUGAGUACAAUAAUUGAGGGAGAAUCCUUGAUGAAUGAUGGGACAGCAAUUGUGGUUUAUCAGCUAUUUUAUCAAAUGGUUCUUGGAAAAAGCUAUGACUGGGCGGAAAUAAUUAAAUUUCUAUCUCAAGUCUCACUUGGAGCUGUAGGCAUUGGUCUUGCUUAUGGUAUAGUAUCUGUCCUCUGGCUCGGGUUCAUUUUCAAUGACACUGUGAUAGAGAUCACACUAACACUUGCUGUCAGCUACGUUGCUUACUUCACUGCUCAAGAGGGUGUUGAAGUGUCUGGUGUCUUGACAGUGAUGACUUUAGGAAUGUUUUAUGCUGCGGUUGCGAGGACAGCUUUUAAGGGUGAAAGCCAACAAAGCUUACAUCAUUUCUGGGAAAUGGUUGCUUAUAUUGCUAAUACCUUAAUUUUCAUCUUAAGUGGAGUCGUUAUAGCUGAAGGAGUUCUUAGCGGUGAAAAUAUUCUUGAUAAUGGAUAUUCUUGGGCCUAUCUCAUUCUUCUUUAUGUUUAUGUACAAGUUUCCCGGUUCAUAGUUGUUGGAGUGUCGUUUCCCUUACUUCGGUAUUUUGGCUAUGGUUUGGAUUGGAAAGAGGCUAUAAUCCUUAUAUGGUCAGGUCUGAGAGGGGCUGUAGCAUUGUCACUCUCACUGUCAGUCAAGCGUACUAGUGACAGCUCUUCGCUUCUCAGUUCUGACACAGGAUUCUUGUUUGUUUUCUUCACUAGUGGAAUCGUCUUCUUGACACUAAUUGUGAAUGGUUCAACCACGCAAUUUGUUUUACGCCUUCUAGAUAUGGACAAGCUAUCAGCAGCUAAGAGGCGUGUACUGGAGUACACAAAAUAUGAAAUGUUGAACAAAGCAUUAGAGGCUUUUGGUGAUCUUGGAGAUGAUGAGGAAUUGGGACCGGCUGACUGGCCCACAGUGAAAAGAUAUAUUGCAAGCUUAAAUGAUGUUGAUAGCGAUAGUAAUCUGGAUCUUACAAAUUUGAAGGAUAUACGCGAACGUCUUUUGAAUGGAGUACAAGCUGCUUACUGGAGCAUGCUUGAUGAGGGAAGGAUUACACAAUCUACUGCAAAUAUUUUGAUGCAAUCAGUAGAUGAAGCAAUUGACUUGGUUUCAGAUGAGCCUCUGUGUGACUGGAAAGGUUUAAAAGCUCAUGUUCAUUUCCCGAAUUACUACAAGUUCCUUCAAACAAGCAUCUGCCCACAGAAGUUGGUAACCUAUUUCACUGUGCAAAGGCUGGAAUCUGCAUGUUACAUUUGUGCUUCCUUUCUUCGUGCCCAUAGAAUUGCAAGGCAGCAACUUCAUGACUUUAUAGGUGAUAGUGAAGUCAUUAAUGAAAGUGAGGCAGAAGGAGAAGAAGCAAAAAAUUUUCUGGAAGAUGUUCGUGUCACAUUUCCUCAGGUUUUACGUGUUGUGAAAACAAGACAAGUGACAUACUCAGUUCUAAACCAUUUAAUUGAUUAUCUCCAAAACCUUGAGAAGGUUGGCCUAUUGGAAGAAAAAGAGAUGCUUCAUCUUCAUGAUGCCGUCCAGACUGACUUGAAAAAGCUUCUAAGGAAUCCCCCGUUAGUAAAGAUUCCCAAAAUAAAUGAUUUGAUUAGUCUCCAUCCUCUAAUGGGGGCUCUUCCUUCUUCAGUUCGUGAACCACUUGAAGGUUCUACUAAGGAAACAAUGAAAUUGCGUGGGGUGACACUUUACAGGGAGGGCUCCAAGCCUACUGGUAUUUGGCUUCUUUCCACUGGGGUAGUCAAGUGGAUAAGUAAGAGCAUAAAAAACAAGCACUCGCUGCAUCCAACUUUUACUCAUGGGAGUACUUUGGGACUAUAUGAAGUGCUAACCGGAAAGCCCUACAUUUGUGACAUGAUCACAGAUUCUGUGGUUCUCUGCUUUUGCAUUGAAACUCACAAGAUACUUUCAGUGCUUCGGUCAGAUCCCUUAGUAGAAGACUUCCUCUGGCAGGAAAGUGCCAUUGCUCUUGUGAAACUUUUCCUUCCACAAAUAUUUGAGAAAAUGGCAAUGCAAGAUUUGAGAGCUCUUGUUGCAGAAAGGUCAAUGAUGACCAUUUACAUAAGAGGAGAAUCUUUUGAAAUUCCUCACCAUUCCAUUGGGUUUCUAUUAGAAGGUUUUGUUAAAACCCAAGGUGUCCAAGAAGAACUGAUCACAUCACCUGCACCUCUGCUGCCCGCACAUGGUUACCAAAGCUUCCCAAAUCUGGCAGCAUCAGGCACCAAGGGAGCCAGUUUUUCUCAUCGAGGAUCCAGUUAUCUUGUUGAAACAAGAUCAAGAGUGAUUAUAUUCGACAUUGCAGCAUUUGAAUCUGACAGAACUCUAAUUAGAGGGCCAUCCUCAUUUGUAUCACCUGUAGUUGAUCACCCCCAUAGAUCUCCUAGCGGAGAACAUAGUGGUUUUAUGAGUUGGCCUGAACAUUUCCAAAAGGCAAACCCUGAAGGGAUUGACCAGCAAGCUAAUAGCUUGUCAGCAAGGGCAAUGCAGUUGAGCAUUUAUGGCAGCAUGGAGAAUCUCCGGCGGCCCACCAGAAGUUUUCCAAGAAGCGGUCGCAUUAAGCCAUUACACACCGUGUCAUAUCCAAGUGUUCCAGCAUAUCAGGGCCCUCCACAUAAUGUCUCAUAUCCGAGUGUUCCAUCAUAUCAUGACCGUCCGCUUGUUUCUGUCAGAUCGGAAGGGGCUACAACUGUCAGAAAGAACCUUGAAGUGAGAAAAUUCACUGGAAAAAUGAGUCCUCCAGAACCAGGGGAGCAAAGUAGAGACCCUCAUAAGAGUCGUGUGGUAGUGGAAGAUUAUUCCAGUGAUGAAUCAGGUGGUGAGGAUGAUGUAAUAGUGAAAAUUGAUUCACCAAGUAGGCUCUCUUUCCGCCAUGCUCCUUGAGCUUGAAUUGAUUAUUGAACAUCCCAAAAGUCGACGAUUCUAAUUUAUUAUAUCAUGGGAGACAACUUGGCCCAACCUCACAUUCUAGCAACCGAGACUAAUCAUAAAGGGGCGGUUUUGGGAAGGACCAAAACUACGGAGCCAACUGGUUUCACACCGGGGGAACAACAUCCGGAGCAACGACCCCAACAGUUUGGAAGAUAUCUUGAGAAAAUAUUUCUAUCAAGUGAUUGUAAUUUCUCUCUUGUUAUUCUAUCAAAAUCGUUUCUAUUUCUGAGCAUGAACAAGUAGUAUAAAAAUCGACUUGGGCCUUCAAAAUUGUUA
This is a messenger RNA of Prunus avium (sweet cherry), 4040 nucleotides long. It is a transcript of the gene SOS1, whose product is annotated as sodium proton exchanger, putative (NHX7) (SOS1). The record is from RefSeq and is a predicted model, not a curated record. Gene Ontology annotation, biological process: proton transmembrane transport; potassium ion transmembrane transport; regulation of intracellular pH. Gene Ontology annotation, molecular function: potassium:proton antiporter activity; sodium:proton antiporter activity. NCBI's taxonomy places the organism in Eukaryota, Viridiplantae, Streptophyta, Magnoliopsida, Rosales, Rosaceae. Gene Ontology annotation, cellular component: plasma membrane; chloroplast envelope.